Messenger RNA from Poeciliopsis prolifica (blackstripe livebearer), 1693 nucleotides. It is a transcript of the gene yju2b, whose product is annotated as YJU2 splicing factor homolog B. The record is from RefSeq and is a predicted model, not a curated record. The transcript is spliced from 10 exons. Lineage: Eukaryota; Metazoa; Chordata; Actinopteri; Cyprinodontiformes; Poeciliidae. Bases 220 to 1419 code for a protein of 399 amino acids. Gene Ontology annotation, cellular component: post-mRNA release spliceosomal complex; U2-type spliceosomal complex. Gene Ontology annotation, biological process: mRNA splicing, via spliceosome.
AAGCGCUUGUGCGUCUCUGUUUUGGUUUCCAUUUUCAAGUUACAGAAGAUGCCGGGGCUGGACACGCGCUUCACCGUCUGACGGCGGUAUUUCCGGAUAAAUUCGACGUAACAUCCGACGGAGCACGGAAAUUACGUGGGGCUCUGACGUUUGUUGUGUUUUUUUUAGCCGUGUUGCUAAAACACAACUUGAGAAAAGUGCUGACCUCCAGCUGUCACUAUGGGUGAAAGAAAAGGAACCAACAAAUACUACCCUCCGGAUUUUGAUCCAGCCAAGCAUGGCUCCCUCAAUGGCUACCAUAAAACUCAUGCCCUGCGGGAGAGGGCGAGGAAACUGUCCCAGGGCAUCCUCAUUAUCAGAUUUGAAAUGCCCUACAACAUCUGGUGUGAUGGCUGCAAGAAUCACAUUGGCAUGGGCGUGCGUUACAAUGCCGAGAAGAAGAAAGUGGGAAAUUACUACACCACACCAAUCUAUAGGUUUAGGAUGAAGUGUCAUCUGUGUGUCAACUACAUCGAGAUGCAGACAGAUCCUGCGACUUGCGACUACGUGAUUGUGAGCGGAGCGCGCAGGAAGGAGGAGCGCUGGGACAUGGCUGAAAACGAACAGAUCCUCACCACAGAAAGGGAAGAGAAGGAAAAGCUGGAGACGGACGCCAUGUACAAACUGGAUCACGGCGGGAAAGACAAGGAGAAGCUCACAAAGGCUCUGCCUUCUCUGUCUGAAAUCCAGGACUAUCAGGCAGGCUGGAAGGAUGACUUUCAGCUCAACAGCUCCCUCCGCAGGAAGUUCAGAGUAGAGAAGAAAGUUCUGGCCGAACAGGAGGAAAAAGAUAACGCUGUAAAGAUGAGGGCAAACCUAUCCAUACCACUACUGCCAGAGAAAGAAGAGGACAAAAAAUUGGCAGGACUAUUAACUUACCAAACACCUGACUCUUAUGAGGACAAACGGCACAGCAAGCGGAAAGAGAUUGCCUCUCGUUCGUGGUUUAAUACCGCCUCCUCUCCAGCGGGAGGCGCUGCAGGCAGCCUGCUCCAUAAGCUAAGCCUGCAGGGGAAAGAAGCAGCUGUGGCCAAAGCCCUGGGUUCCUCCCAGAGCCCGUUAAUUCGCAGACGCUCCAACGGAUCUGGAGCUAAAAACGAACAGUGUGUCACCAGAACCCAGGGAACGUCUCAGCAGGGAGUCCAUACAUGUGAAGAAGAACCGCUAACACAGACAGAAGGACCUCAAAGUGUUAGGUCUCCUCUAGGACUAGAGAAAAAUCACACUAAUUCCAGUGAGCUGGUUGCCAAAAUUGCAAAGGAAACAGACCAAAGACUGAUUGAUACUGUGGACUGUGGGAAGGAGAAAGAAGAAAAUAAAAGUUCUGUAGGAAUCACGUCACUGGUUGCUGACUACAGCGACUCAGAUUCUGACUCUUGACUUCGAUGUCGCCUAAUAACCUAAAUGCUACUAUUUUUUGAUUGCAGAAAAAAUUAAAAUGCUUAUCAGAAUUGAGGCAAUCUGUUAUCGCAUGUUGCAAAAGCAAUACUAUUGUUUUGAGGUACAGAAUGCUCUGGAAUUAAACUUUAUAUAUAUUUUUUGUCAUCAGCUGGAUGCAUUUGUCAUCGCCUCAGAAUGGAUCUGUGAAUAUUUUACAUGCAUUAUCUGUCUGACAACCAUUAAAAUAUUGUUCUCUUUGGUUUCUCUUCUUGAA